CGGUAAUGACAUUUUUUCAUUUAUGAACUAGUUCUUCACAACGUUUUCUUUGUCUUUUGCCUUUAUAUGUUUAAUAAUUACUCGAGAGGCAGCGUGACGUUACUGCAAGACUUCGGCGGUUCCUGUUCAUCAUGUUCGGUCAAUGUUUCCUGCUGCUGCUCGUCGUAGUCGGAGCCUCAUCGGUGGAGGUCCAGAGACCCCGAGGUGUCCCUUUAUCAAAACGCCAGUUCUAUGAAGAGGGCAAACCUUUUACCUGUCUGGAUGGAUCUCGCACGAUUCCCUUUGACAGAGUGAACGACGACUACUGUGACUGUCAGGACGGUUCUGAUGAGCCAGGCACUGCUGCUUGUCCCAAUGGCAGCUUCCACUGCACCAACGCAGGCUUCCGGCCGGGUUUCAUCCCUUCUUCCCGCAUCAACGAUGGGAUCUGCGACUGUUGUGACGCAACCGAUGAAUACAACAGCGGUGCGGCCUGUCAGAACACCUGCAGGGAGUUGGGCCGCAAAGAGAGAGAAAGCUUGCAGAAGAUGGCAGAAAUUGCAAAGGAGGGUUUCCUGCUUAAACAGCAACUCAUCCAUGAGGCCAAGACUGGUAUCGAGGAAAAGCAGACCAAACUUGCAGAGGUUCAGAGCAGUAAGAAGGAUUUGGAAACGAAAGUGGAGGCUCUGAGAACUGUGAAGGAAACCAUGGAACAGCCAGAGAAAGAAGCUAAAGAGCGCCAUCUGAAGGCCUGGGAAGAACAAAAAGCUGAGAUUCGCAAAGAGAAAGACAAAGCCAGGAUGGUUGAAGUGUUCAUCGAGCUUGACGAUGAUGCAGAUGGCCUUGUCUCUGUGGCUGAGCUGAUGUCUCAUUCGGAGCUCGAUCCGGAUUCAGAUGGUACAUUCUCAGACGUGGAGGCUCAGGGACUGUUGGGAGGAGUGGACAAAGUGGACACCGCAGCGUUCGAGUCUGUGUGGAAUAACAUCAAAGAUAAAUAUGUUUUAGAGUCCAAUCCAGACACCCCAGUCCCGCUCGAGACGCCACCUGAAGAACGGGAGCCAGUCCCCGACAAUGACUCUGAUCAGUACGCUGAAGAUGAAGUCCCAGAGGAAGACGAGGAGGACGAGGAGGAGGAUGAAGAUGAUGACUCGGAUGAUGGAGACUAUAAGGUUCCUCCUACGACAGGGACUCAAGAAAAGAAGGAUGAUGAUGAUGAGGGAACCAUGCCACCUUAUGACCAAGAAACACAGACCCUCAUUGAUGCUGCUCAGAAAGCCAGGGAUGAAUUUGAUGAGGCUGAGAAGGCUCUCCGGGAAGUGGAUGAUCAGAUCAAGAACCUCGAGAAGGAAAUUUCCUUCGACUUUGGGCCCAGUGCUGAAUUUGCCUACCUCUAUAGCCAGUGCUACGAACUAUCUACAAGCGAGUAUAUAUACAGGCUCUGUCCAUUUAACAGAGUGUCCCAGAAACCCAAGUAUGGUGGCUCAGAAACAAAUUUAGGAACCUGGGGGAAGUGGGCGGGUCCGGAGGAUGAUGUCCACUCCGUGAUGAAGUAUGAACACGGCACAGGGUGCUGGCAGGGCCCCAACAGGUCCACCACUGUGAAGCUGACCUGUGGAAAGGAGACGGUGGUGACGUCGACCUCGGAGCCGAGCCGCUGCGAGUACCUGAUGGAGUUCACCACUCCGGCCAUCUGCAAAGAGCCUCCCGUCGUGGACUCAAUGCUUCAUGGACACGAGGAGCUCUAGAUGGUCUUCAUUCGUUGCUCUCGUGGGACCACAGUCACUACAGCGAUAUGAAGUUGCCAUGCUGUGAGCAGCACCGCCUCAGUUCCAUUAACUACUGAGAGCAAAUCAGCAAAAUUCCAAUCAGAAGUUUCUUGUAGUAUCGUCUACAUUUCAAGCUUGUGCGACUUUUUCUGCUUCUGAUGUUUUGUGUCAAGUGUAGAUUCAUUCCAAUUUGUUUCCAAAAUAAAGUUGUUUUUGCCAC
Salarias fasciatus (jewelled blenny) is the source of this 1965-nucleotide messenger RNA. It is a transcript of the gene prkcsh, whose product is annotated as PRKCSH beta subunit of glucosidase II. Lineage: Eukaryota; Metazoa; Chordata; Actinopteri; Blenniiformes; Blenniidae. The transcript is spliced from 18 exons. Gene Ontology annotation, cellular component: glucosidase II complex. Gene Ontology annotation, biological process: liver development; N-glycan processing. The coding region runs from base 132 to 1724 and encodes 530 amino acids. The record is from RefSeq and is a predicted model, not a curated record.